AUGGUAUUACGAACGAAGACUGAAGCGGAUAUAAUGGAAACUUGCGACGAAACGACUGGCUGCUCGCUCGUCUACCGCGGUGCACGCAAUCCUUUCCUCAAUCAACUGCUCUACGAGGAUGACCCAGACACUGUUGAGGACUCCGAAGAUAAAACCUACCAACCACCUUCAGGCUCAGAGGGUGAUGGUGACCCGCUAGAGUAUGAUUCGGACGCAUCAGGCGACUGCUCUUCUUCCCUAGAUGCUGACUCCGAUGGAGGCGGCGAAAUUGAGGCUGGUGAUGAGCGACAGUGGACUUUCACGGUAUCCGGCCCUGUCCUUCCCACCCACGACACCGACUUCCUACCUCUAAGUGAAGUAAAAGGCCCUCCCAUUACUGCAGGUACGCCCCUGUACGGAAUGGCCGCGAUUCCUCGACGCGAUGUUUACGAGCACAUUGCCGACCCGGGGUGCAAGUCUCCAAUGGAAUACUCUGGCCACCGAAUCUCGGCCGAGGAAAUGCGCGGCUGCACGACUGUUCAAUGCCUUAUUCCCAAGACAGACGACUGGGAGCCGGAAGAUGGUGACUGUGACUUUGAGGCUGACUCUGCUUACCAUUUGACCGGGCUCGCGUCCCACAUGCCGAGUGGUGGUUGGGGGUUGAUUUUCGGGCCUAGGAGACAUGGAGUCGAGCACCGGGACGCAGAUAUUUCGGCAUUCACUAUAGCUGACGCGGCAGAGAUCGAAGAGAUCGCCUUCCCCUUCCACCCCAGCUAUUUCGAACUCUUCCGCCAGGCCUCGCUAAUAAUCCUAGGAAGAGUCGACGUGGAUGGCCUGAUGCUCCUGCGUGAUCUCACGGCCAACAAAAAGAGGGAGAAUAUACUAGAGAGAAACCAACCCGAUGUCCACGAGGCAGCAGAGCAGGUGUGGCAGUGCAUCGAAGGCGCCGAAUAUCUCGCUGCCAACCCGAUCUUGAUCCAGCCCUGGAGCCCAUCGUUGCCGCCGCUACGCUCUCAACGCGGCAGCACCUCAGGCGUGGACGUAUUUCUCAAGCUUCCGAAGGAGCUCAUCUACGAAGUUGUCGGCUAUCUCGGUUCUACGGACAUUGCGUCACUGCGGCUCGCCUCACGCGCUUUUACGCAUCUCCCCAUCUCGCUUUGGCACAGGCUCGUAAUCGAGGAGAUGCCCUGGCUGUACGAAGCAUGGUCGAAUGCCGUGACGCCGUAUCCGUGGGUGACGAAGGACGGCGUGGAGCAAGUCGAACGCGAAGAAGCCCAGUGGAAAGCGUCGAGGGAAUAUUCGCUGAGCCUUCAUUCCCGGGCAGACGUUAUCCGCCAGGACAUGCCGGACAUAUCCCCUCCGCAUUUGCUUGCCUUUAGCCGAGCAUCAACUGCGGCGAACGAGCUCUUUCUCCUCAUCGAUCAGCAAUCGAAAAUCGACCCUUUUUCCGAUUGUGGUAGCAAGCCCGAAAAGACCGAUGGGGCCAUCGACUUGCAAGGGGUCAACUUCGCUUAUCCGACAAGACCCAACAUUCCUGUACUGGAGGACUUCACGCUCCACAUACCCGCUGGCAAAGUUACAGCGCUCGUUGGCCCCAGCGGAUCAGGAAAGAGCACCAUCAUCGGGCUGUUGGAGAGAUGGUACAAUCCGGUCUCAGGAAGCAUCAAGCUCGACGGAACGGAAAUCGGCGCUUUGAAUUUGCGGUGGCUAAGAACGAACAUGCGCCUUGUGCAGCAAGAACCGGUCCUCUUCAAUGGAACGGUGUUUGAAAAUAUUUCCGACGGUCUUGUGGGUACGCAAUGGGAUUUUUCCACCAGAGAAGUAAAGCUUCGGUUGGUCGAAGAGGCUGCAAAAACGGCGUUUGCCCAUGGCUUUAUCCAGCAGCUCCCUCUUGGCUACAACACGCGGAUCGGCGAAAGGGGCGGUCUUUUAUCGGGGGGCCAAAAGCAGAGGAUUGCUAUCGCCCGAAGCAUCAUCUCUCAGCCCAAGAUCCUCCUUCUUGACGAAGCGACCAGUGCCCUCGACCCGCAUGCCGAAGCAAUCGUUCAACAGGCCCUGGACCGUGCAUCCAAGGACAGGACAACAAUCGUAAACGCACACAAGCUCAAGACCAUCCGCGAUGCUGAUAACAUCGUCGUCCUGUCCAAGGACAAGAUCGUGGAGCAGGGCAGCCAUGACGAACUUGUGGCCGCUGGCAACAUCUAUUCUCACCUCGUCAAAGCGCAGGACCUCUCUACAUCCGCGCCAGAUGAUGCCACUAAAGACGGCCAGGAAGACGAGCCUCGACAAGAGGCGGAAAAUAUGCAGUCCUUGGCGAGGUAUAAUACCAGUGAGGCGCGCAAUCUUGACUCCCUUAAGGAUCGAGAGGACUUUUCGCUCUACAAGGGUCCAGGCCUCAUAGUGUCUGUUCUCAAGCUGAUCAAAAUCACUUGGGAUUUGCGGUACUGGUAUCUUAUCGUCCUUAUGUCUUGCUUUGUUGGAGCUGCUGUCUACCCAAGUCAGGCCGUGCUCUUAGGAAAUGUUCUUGACAUUUUCUCCGCCCCUGAUAUGUUGAAGCGCAGCAACUUUAUCUCACUGAUGUUUUUUGUUAUGUCCCUCGACUGUCUUUUGGCCUAUUUUGUCAUGGGCUGGGCAACCAACGUCAUCACUCAGACUCUCAACCAACGACUCCGAAACGAGAUUCUUGACCACACUCUCCGGCAAGACCUCCGUUUCUUUGACAGACCCGAAAACACAGUUGGCGCUCUCAACAGUCGCUUGUCCUCUUACCUAGAGUCUAUUUACGAGCUUAUGGGCUUCAAUAUUGCCUUGAUCGUGAUGGCACUCAUCAACGUCGUAGCUUCAAGUAUCCUCGGUAUUGUAACCUCAUGGAAGCUUGGCCUCGUUGGUGUCUUUGCUGGUUUGUCACCCAUGCUACUUGCCGGGUACACCCGUAACCGUGUUGAGACUAAAAUGGACAACGAUGCCGAUAAGAGGUUCUCCCAGAGUGCUUCCAUUGCAUCAGAGAAUAUUUUGGCCAUCCGCACAGUAUCGUCACUCGCCAUUGAACCCACUGUUCUAAACCGAUACACCGAGGAACUCGAUACAGCCAUCUCGAAAUCCAAGGCUCCUCUAUUCCAUAUGAUGGUUUACUUUUCUUUGACUCAAUCUAUCGAGUACUUCAUUCCUGCCUUGGGAUUCUGGUGGGGUUCCAAAUUGCUCUCCCAAGGAGAGCUCAACUUCUAUCAAUUUAUUGUCUCCCUCAUGGGCUUUACCAAGGCCACUGCCGCCGCCGGUUACUACUUCUGGAUUUCGAAUCUUCAACCGACAGUCCGAGAAACUAAGGGGAACCAGGAGCGUGGCCUCGGGGCUAGAUGCAGCCAAUACGACUUCGAGAACGUUCAAUUCUCAUAUCCGCUGGCUCCUGACAAUCGCGUGCUGAAGGGAAUUUCUCUAAAGAUCUCUCACGGUCAAUUCGUUGCAUUUGUGGGCGCUUCAGGGUGUGGGAAGAGCACAAUGAUAUCAUUGCUGCAGCGGUUUUACGAUCCAACGAGUGGCCAAAUUAUCAUAGACGGCACACACGACCUGAAGACUCUCAACCCUUGGCUAUACCGAAACAAAGUCGCCUUGGUGCAACAGGAGCCGACGCUGUUCCCUAGUACUAUCAGGGCUAACGUUUCUAUGGGAGUCGAUUUCGAUUUGAAGGGAGAAAACACGACCGGCACCUACGGCCUACCGACAGCCGAAGAUGCUGCCCUUGAGGGGGCACUCCGUGCUGCCAACGCAUGGGACUUCGUUAGUUCUCUGCCUCAGGGGCUAGAUACCCCAUGUGGCACCACCGGCAGCCAGAUGUCUGGCGGACAGAAGCAGCGUAUCGCCAUUGCGCGGGCGUUGAUCCGCAACCCUAGUGUCUUGCUCCUUGACGAGGCGACUAGUGCACUGGACACGGACUCGGAGAGAGUCGUCCAAGCAGCGCUCAUGGAAGCCUCCGGCUCUGGAGAGCGGAUCACUAUUGUCGUGGCUCAUCGGCUGUCGACUGUGCGCGAGGCCAAUUGUAUUUUUGUUUUCUAUGGGGGUCGCAUCGUCGAGGCCGGUUCGCAUAAAGAGCUCAUCAACCAAGGUGGUAUGUACAAGGAAAUGUGUGAGGCGCAGAGUCUGGACAGGGCUGCGUAG
Messenger RNA from Scedosporium apiospermum, 4131 nucleotides. Its product is annotated as Peptide-transporting ATPase. The transcript has 13 exons. The coding region runs from base 1 to 4131 and encodes 1376 amino acids. Gene Ontology annotation, molecular function: ATP hydrolysis activity; ATP binding; protein binding. Gene Ontology annotation, cellular component: membrane. The record is from RefSeq and is a predicted model, not a curated record. NCBI's taxonomy places the organism in Eukaryota, Fungi, Ascomycota, Sordariomycetes, Microascales, Microascaceae. Gene Ontology annotation, biological process: transmembrane transport.